Molecule: messenger RNA, 663 nt
Organism: Penicillium verhagenii
Lineage: Eukaryota; Fungi; Ascomycota; Eurotiomycetes; Eurotiales; Aspergillaceae
Product: putative 2-hydroxychromene-2-carboxylate isomerase
Exons: 4
Coding region: 1-663 (220 amino acids)
Biological process (GO): glutathione metabolic process
Cellular component (GO): mitochondrion; peroxisome
Molecular function (GO): glutathione peroxidase activity; glutathione transferase activity
Source: RefSeq, a predicted model, not a curated record
AUGGCUGUCCCAAAAAUCACUCUUUAUGUGGAUAUCGUCAGUCCUUUUGCAUAUAUCGCAUUCUACGUGCUCAAGAACUCAGCGACUUUCGCGAAAUGUGAUGUGACCUACGUCCCCAUAUUCCUGGGUGGUCUGAUGCAUGCUUGUAAUAACACGCCACCAAUCAACAUCAAGAACAAGGCCCAGUGGACAAACAACGAGCGUUUAAGAUGGGCCAAAUACUUCUCGGUUCCGAUUCAUGAGCAGAUGCCUGACGGCUUCCCAAUCAAAACACUUCCGGUUCAACGUGCCCUUUGCGUUAUUGCACAAAAAGCACCUGCAUCAUUGCCCUCUGUGAUCGAUGCUCUGUACCGCUCUAUCUGGAUUGAUAGAAACUCAAAAGUCGGAGAAUCUGAGGGCUUCACGCCUAUUCUAGAGACUUUACUCGGAAAACAAGCGACACAGGAAGUUCUAUCAGCUAUGGGUCAAGCAGAUAUCAAAGCCACGUUGAAUUCCAACACAGAUAAGGCUUUCAAGGUUGGUGCUUUUGGUCUUCCGUGGUUCGAGUGCACCGACGCAAAUGGCAACAGCGAGGGAUUUUGGGGUGUGGAUCAUAUUGGAGUCGUCGCAGAUUUCUUGGGAUUGGAUCGUAGCCGGGAUCCUGGAUUCAAAGCCCUUCUGUAG